Daphnia carinata is the source of this 2000-nucleotide messenger RNA. Its product is annotated as RNA/RNP complex-1-interacting phosphatase-like. Lineage: Eukaryota; Metazoa; Arthropoda; Branchiopoda; Diplostraca; Daphniidae. The coding region runs from base 170 to 1660 and encodes 496 amino acids. Gene Ontology annotation, molecular function: polynucleotide 5'-phosphatase activity; protein tyrosine/serine/threonine phosphatase activity. The record is from RefSeq and is a predicted model, not a curated record. Gene Ontology annotation, biological process: protein dephosphorylation. The transcript is spliced from 10 exons.
GACACUGUUUGGAAUUUACUAAAAAAUUACCCCGGUUUUAAUCGUUAUUUUGGGGGAAUGACGUUGGGAGAAUUCCUAUAAAACCAAAAUACUUUUAACUGUUAAAUACUGCUGGACAGAAGCUACGUGUAAAUUAUCUCCCAUUUAUUAUAAAUACCUUCUAAAGAAAAUGGGAAAAGGCAAAAAUGGAUUGCCUGACAGAUGGUUGGACUAUAUAUCCAUUGGACAGGAAAUACGAGGAGUCCCGAUUAUUGCCUGCAAAGUUCCUUUGAGAGAGGACAUGCUUCACCGCAAUCUCAGACGAGAACAUUGGUUCACGCCCGACAAUUUAGUGGAAAUGGUACCUAACGUUGGUUGUAUCGUCGACCUCACUGCCACUAGUCGAUAUUACAAUCCACAGGUUUUCAUCGAACGCGGGAUCCACCACGAGAAGAUCUUUUGCGAAGGACGCGUCAUCCCGAAAGCGACGACAGUGAGAAGAUUCUUUCAGGUGGUGGACGAGUUUCUUCACAGCGUCAAUUCCCGAGGCAAAGUUUUGAUGGUGCACUGCACGCACGGGCUCAAUAGGACUGGUUAUUUGGUGUCGAGGUACAUGGUAGAGCGACGAGGAUUCCAACCGGCCGACGCCAUUGCAGCUUUCAACGAGGCUCGCGGUCAUUGCAUAGAACGCGAAAACUACCUUGAAGACCUCCAUAGAAGGAACACGUGCACGGACCCUGUCCCGCUCUAUCAAAAGAACGAUGCGGAUUAUCACGAUCACGACCAAGCUUGCGCCAGUUACGAGCAUCAACAGGAACGUCCGACCUCGGCCAAUGGCUUUAACCGUUACGCUGGCCAAGCUCGCAGAUCAGAACCGAUUGAGCAACUGCCUUUCGACGGCCAUCGAGAUCCUCAACGCCACUCGUACCCUCAGCCUACGUACAACGCUCGGCCUUCGGUUCACAACGAGAGACCCGCUGACCAACACUUACAAUCAUAUAGUUGGCGUCAGGGACAAGGCUCCAGUAAUCGCAGUCACGGCCAUCCGAGCCAACGCGCUAACAUGCCAUCGACAACUGCGUACCACGGUCGCACAGAGAGUCCCGUGCCUCCAGUUGGGUACGAUGGUGGUCGCCAGAGGAGUUCGUAUUAUUACCGCAACGCGUCUACAUCCGAAGCGCCAGCCGUACCGAACCACAUACGCUUUACGGACCGUUCACUGCCUCGCGAGAGCGCGGUCCACGUGGAUAACUGGAACGAUAGAGCCAAUUCGGCCAACGGGGACCGUAGUCGUUCUAGUUUCAAUCAUCUAGUGCAACAGCGUGGCAAUACCAGGCCGAUAUCGCCAUCCGUUCAGGUCGUAGCUGAGCGUCGUAGCAAUGCGUCUGUAUCUUCGUCCUCAAAGGCCCGUGAGCGCAGUCUGAACCGCCAUCAUCGCGAUGUGUCGGAUAAUCAGUCGACGUCGUCGAUCGAGGUUUGCUACGAUAGUCGCCUAGUGGAACCUACUGCCGGCCACGACUUCCGCCAGCCUAGUUCCAAAGAAAAGCCUCGAGAUCAUCAACGUGAACGAUCUGGAUCGGAACAAGCCGAUCGUCGUCCGUCCGGGAAAAAGAUGCGCCAUAGAACUGCGAAACGUUUGAACGCGGAUUCUUAUGGAAGGCAAUCGAACGAUGUGGAUUAAAAAGAAAAAAAGGAUAUCCCUGACUCCGAUCACGUCGAUUCCCAAAUGCUAGAGAAAAAACAAAAUUUAACAAAGAAUUUUCCUUGGGUUUUUAAACCCAAAAUUUUUAUCGCAUUUUUAAAGAAAACCAUUUAGAUUUUGUUUUUUUUUUUGUGUGUGUGGGUAUGUGUUUGAAUCUUGGAACGGCGACUACCUUGUGUCAGUUUCAAGUAUCAAAGUUCUCUUUGGGUUUCGAGCGUGUCGGUAUCCUAUAGCUCGCGAGAAAUUUCACUCUUGCCGAGUUUUAGAAAUGGAAGAAAGCGACGUCGACCAAUAAACAAAUUCUGGCGAGUUAAAAAUA